Molecule: messenger RNA, 228 nt
Organism: Coprinopsis cinerea okayama7#130
Lineage: Eukaryota; Fungi; Basidiomycota; Agaricomycetes; Agaricales; Psathyrellaceae
Exons: 2
Coding region: 1-228 (75 amino acids)
Source: RefSeq, a predicted model, not a curated record
AUGCUCCCAAAAUCACUCCUUUAUGUCAUCGUCUUUGGAGUUCUGGCUACACACUUUGCCAGCGCCCUCGUCGUACCUCCCCGAACGGGCACUCAGCCCAAUGGGAGUAGGCGUAACCCUGCAGAUAUUCCUUCAGAUGAGGACUCGGAGGGUCAAGAAAAACGUUUCCUUAGCGGCUUUGGCAACCGGAUUUCAUACCAUUCCGGACACUACAAGGGUAGAUUCUAA